AUGGUGUCUAAAGCGAUAUGUUAUCACCUGCCAGUUUACCUGUAUUAUCUGUACGUUGUCACGUACGACUUUGUAAACAUUGAACAUGGCAGGGGAGGAUAUGGAGGAAAGUUAAAGUUUCUCACUGUCUGGAACGAGAUUUUUCAGAUGUUAUAUUUUGGAAUUGCCACUCUAAAUGAUUUCUGUGGCAGUGAUAUUCGACCUUCUCAUGCAAGGGAUGUACAAGGAAGAAAGUCUGUUCUACAAAAACUCCGUGAUAUUGCUUUAGCUUCAGUCAUAUUUCCAGCAGGAACGCACACAUUUAUUCUGCCAUUGAUGUUUGUGGAGUUAACUCUUGUGUAUCAUCAGUUUCCAAGGAAACGCACUGGACUAGCGAUUCUGUUCACUUUUGCCUUGGCCUACCUGUGUUGGAUCCUAUGGAUAGCCUAUGUAGCAGAUUUCUGGGUCUACCCUGUCCUAAAGGUCAUGCAUGUCCAUCAGCGUGUUAUUUUCAUCGGAGCUCUCCUUGUCUUCUUUGCCUUCCUGUACCUGAUAGGAGAGUUCCUCAACCAGAUACUCUGGGGUAAGGAGAUCAAGGCUUAUGUAAACGAAGUGAAAAAGAAGGAGAAAUGA
Molecule: messenger RNA, 612 nt
Organism: Ylistrum balloti
Lineage: Eukaryota; Metazoa; Mollusca; Bivalvia; Pectinida; Pectinidae
Product: androgen-induced gene 1 protein-like
Exons: 5
Coding region: 1-612 (203 amino acids)
Cellular component (GO): endomembrane system; membrane
Source: RefSeq, a predicted model, not a curated record